AUGUUAGCUUGUGUGUGUCAACCUAUGGAGACAGCUUUAUUAUUUAACGGAGGACCACCCGUCACUAUGGGGCCACUUGGAACCAGUGGUAAAAUGCGUCACAACACGUCCAAUGUUAUAAAGGCAAUUCAAAUGCUGCCUAAAUCAGAACACGGUUUUAGUAUAGAUGAAAAGGAUAAUCCUGUUUCUUUAACUUCGCUAUCAUCAUUAAUGGACUCGUCAGGAAGCCUUCUUAAUCUAAGAAAGAUUGAGCGAAAAGCAAAGUCUACAAAAAUAUUAGUGAAUCCCGUUUGUUUGGAUAGUGUAAGCAGCGGUGAUGAUAACAAUCAAUCGAAAACAGCCAUGUCUAAAUGGAAUGGUAAAAAGAAACGGUUGAAGUCAACAAAAGAUAAUAAGAAAGAUGAAACCGAAUCAAAUGAUUCCGAGAAAAAUAGCAGAGAGGAGGCUAAGAAAAAUAAGAAAACGCUAUCUUGCUUUAAAAUCAAAAGUUCAGAGGAUAAAACAAACGACAUUACAAAAGCAAAUGAUUGUAACACGAAUAAAAGUUCAUUUGAAAACAUUGGACCUAAUAAACCGGACGUGACUAAUUAUACAAGCAAAAAUAAUAGCGACAUAUGGAUAGACCAAGGCACGUUAAGUGAUACGAAGAUAAUUAAAAAUGAGCAAGUAGUUAUAAAGAAGACUGAUCGCACAGAGGUGGACCAUAGUAAAGAGCUGGGGGAAGGGGUGGAGCUGACGCUGGGCGAACUGCGCGCAAUGGCGCUCCGACAGCAGCAGCAGAUCGACACCCAACACCAGCUGCUCUGCGCCAAGGAGCAGCGGUUGCGGUACCUCAAGCAGCAGGAGGCCAGACAACACCAGGUUGCGGUGGAAGGGGAACGACUGCGUAGGUUACGCGAGCGUGUCGAAGCUCAGGAACAGAAGUUAAGGAGGCUCCGGGCUCUUAGAGGCCAGCUGGACCGAAACAAGCAAGCGAAUAUUGCUCUCAAUAGUGACCUGGAGUCUAUACGCGCAUUAUUCAAUGAGAAGGAGAAAGAGCUAUCGGUGGCCGUGGCGAAGGUCGAAGAGCUGACGCGGCAACUGGAAGAACUGCGAAGAGGAAGGGUGCAACCUGCACCACCAUCUGCCCAGGAGCUCGAUAAACUACGUCGGGAGCUUAUGUAUCGUAAUAAGCUGAACGAGCAACAGAACGGCAGGCUGUCAGCCCAGCGGGCGGCGCUGGGCGCACGGCAGGAGGAGAUGCGUAGCAUCGACCGACGCGUCUCCGAGCUGCAGGCACGUCUUCUGAGGAAACGGGCGCUCAAUAGACAGUUAGCUGCGGCACACCGGCAACCUCAACAGCAGCAGAGAACCAAUAACCCAACACCAAUGCAGCAAUUACCCAAUUAUCCAGCUGGUGCCGCGAUAAAUAGUCAACCAAAGAAUCAACAGGCGCGGGGUAAUGUUGCUGCCGUCGAACCUUAUAAUCAUGUGCCGCAUGCGCAGAGCCUAAGCCAUAACACAAAUUUCCAGGCUUUGAAGCAGAACGUAAUACAAAAUAACUUGCCAUUAAAACAGCUCACACAGAGCGACAACAUACAAAGUCAUCUCACGCAGCAAGAGGCUCACUACUUACACCAAAAACAAAUGAUGAAUCCACUUUUUAACGGCAACUAUCCUCACGUAGCGGUCGGACAGGACAAUCAAUAUCAGCAACAAGGUCAACUUCAAAAUAAACAUGAAGUGAACAAUUUCGUUCAACAAAGUAUCACCAGUGCAUACGAUCAAAAAACCAUAUUCGACCACCUUAACAAAUAUCCUGAAUACCCUAAACAACCACAAUACAGCCCUAACAGUACCAGCAGUUCAAAUAGUAACCAAACGGGUAAAGAAAUAAAAAUAAAUGAACAAGAAUUCCCACCAGAAUUUGCUGCGAGUAAAUCUGAUCCAAAAUACCAAACUUUGCCGUAUAACACCAAAUUUCCACAAAGCGGAAACGGUAAAAUAAAACAACCUGAAAUAAACGGCAAAGCAAUCGAUGUACAAGACGCCAAAAAUCAAAAUCAACAGAAUGCAGCCAAUAUUAAUCAUAUGACGGUACAUUCGACACCAUUGUCGGUUGUUAACAAAAGUCUAGCCACGCCUUUAAGUCAAACUGAAGCGACAUAUCAACAAGAACAUACAUAUCAAUUGCAAAAAUCAGACUCUUCUAGUAGGUGUAACCAGGAAGGGAAAGAAAAUCACGCAUAUCCUCAAAACUCUAAGUUAAGUCAGAAUAAUAGUCAAAACAAUGAAGGCUCCAAAGCCAACGUUGGAAAGAGUCAACAGGGUAACCUGAUAAAGGGUAGUUCUCCAAGUUCGUUAUCCAGCACAACUGCCAGCAGUUCUAUAGGGUUCGGGAAACCCGUAUCGAGUGUUGCACCCACAUCGGUUCAGGUCUCAAGUGGAAAACCAUCACCCAUUUAUCAGACAUCUUCAACAAAAAUCCAACCGGUUCAACCACAAACAGUUCAGAGCCAAAGUAUUUCUGUUUCUUCAUCAAAUCAUGUAGCUAGUAACAUGGUGAAUUCCCAACCCCAGAUUGUUAGAAACACGGCGUCAGGACUGUCAACUAGUACGGGGAGUUCCAACUUCAGCGGGCAGAAUGCGUCAUCACAAAGCAUCCUGUUGUCUCCACCGCAAAGUGCUAGUACGCCAUUAUCUACGCCCGAUGUCAGCGGCACAGACAAAUCACCUAAACCAGCACUACCUCCAAAACCUACUAUCAAGACUCCACCGAGACAAUCUGCUAAUCAUGAUCAAACUACAGAAAACACCAUCAAUAUGCCGACAAUACUCGGACAAGAAUCAUUGAACGAUGGCGAAACGCAGCAGAACCAAAAAGAAACCACCAAUGGUAGCAGCGGUAACGAAAUGAUCAUCAAAGCACGUCCAUUGACUAUUAGAAAACCUCCUUUAAGCGAACAGCCUAAACUAAGAAACCUCAAUAAUUCUAAGAACGGCAUCAGUGUCAGUAUAAAUCGACGCAUAGAAAUGCCACCAGCGUUUUUGUUCCCCGAAAUGGAUCAUUUAACCCUGGAUACCUCUGAAAUGCAAAAUGGCCUAAAAGACAAAACGAAACAGAAAGACGAAGUCGAUAGAUCUCUAAACAAUAACAUAUCUUUAAGUUCGAGUGAAAGACAAGAGGAUAGUAAAGAUAACGGCGUAUUGGAUAUAGCGGAACAAAUAAGCUCGGUUGAUUUGAACGGUCAGGAUUCUCAGAGAACUGAGAAUGUGCUGAGGCGAUCAAAGAAAGGAAAUCUCAAGCAAGGAGGCAAGGCUCCACUCACAAGGCGAGUGAGUUUCGACCCUCUUGCACUCUUGUUAGACGCCAGUUUAGAAGGCGAAUUGGAACUGGUGAAGAAAACGGCGACUCAGGUGCAAAAUGCAAGCGCUGCAAACGACGAAGGUAUAACUGCACUUCACAAUGCCAUCUGUGCGGGCCAUUUCGAAAUAGUCAAAUUCUUAGUGGAGCUUGGUUGCGAUGUGAACGCACAGGACUCAGACGGUUGGACACCUCUACACUGUGCUGCAUCUUGCAACAACCUUCCAAUGGUGCGUUUCCUCGUCGAUAAUGGCGCUUGCAUAUUUGCAACAACCCUGUCGGAUCAUGAAACGGCAGCAGAGAAAUGUGAAGAAGACGAAGAAGGCUUUGACGGAUGUUCAGAAUAUUUAUACAGUGUCCAAGAGAAGCUGGGCAUAAUGAACAACGGGCUGGUGUACGCGGUUUUCUCGUACACGGCGGCGCGCAGCGACGAGCUGUCGUUCGAGUCGGGCGCGCGGCUGCAGGUGGUGCGCAAGGGCGACGACAACGAGCGCGAGUGGUGGUGGUGCCGCGACGACGCGGGACGCGAGGGCUACGUGCCGCGCAAUUUGCUCGGGUUAUAUCCAAGGGUAACCCCUCAGCAAGAUUAA
This is a messenger RNA of Parnassius mnemosyne (clouded apollo), 3933 nucleotides long. NCBI's taxonomy places the organism in Eukaryota, Metazoa, Arthropoda, Insecta, Lepidoptera, Papilionidae. The record is from the annotation of a GenBank genome assembly.